Molecule: messenger RNA, 1469 nt
Organism: Triticum dicoccoides
Lineage: Eukaryota; Viridiplantae; Streptophyta; Magnoliopsida; Poales; Poaceae
Product: nuclear transcription factor Y subunit A-7-like
Exons: 7
Coding region: 209-1120 (303 amino acids)
Biological process (GO): regulation of DNA-templated transcription
Cellular component (GO): CCAAT-binding factor complex
Molecular function (GO): DNA-binding transcription factor activity; DNA binding
Source: RefSeq, a predicted model, not a curated record
UUUGGCAGCUAGAGGAGAGUGACAGUCCCCUCCUCUUCUUGAUCCUUCGUGCUUCCGCCUCCGCUUCUCGCCUUCUCCGCCCAUAAUCUUUCUCGGUCUAAGAAGGAUUCCACCGGACAAGGCACAGCAGGAGGAUCUCGAAGGGAGAAUACGGGGGAGAAAAAUGUUGCUUGGAGCUAAGUGAUACCGUAAUAUAACGCUAACACUUAUGUGUAAAAUGGAGGAUCAUCCUGGCCAUCCUAUUUCCAACUAUGAUUUCUUGUCAGGGAAUGGUGUUCAUACGAAUAAAUUAGUCCAUAAGAACUACGACCGGGACUCCUCAUCAGCCAAGUCUGGCCGGUCACAACAAGAAGCAUCUGCAACGAGUGACAGUGGUCUAAAUGAGCAACACACCUCAAGACCCUCAUCACAAUCUGACAAUGACAAUGAUCAUGGGAAGCCCGAUCAGCACAUGGUAAAGCCGCUUUUAUCUUUGGGGAACCCAGAGACUGUUGCUCCCCCACCAAUGCUUGAUUGUAGCCAAUCAUUUGCAUAUAUUCCUUAUACUGCUGAUGCUUAUGCUGGGAUCUUUCCAGGAUAUGCCUUGCACGCUAUUGUUCAUCCCCAAUUAAAUGCUGCAACAAACUCUCGUGUGCCGCUCCCUGUUGAGCUUGCAGCAGAAGAGCCCAUGUUUGUUAAUGCAAAGCAAUACCAUGCAAUUCUUAGGAGGAGGCAGAUACGUGCUAAACUGGAGGCCCAAAAUAAGCUGGUGAAAGCCCGGAAGCCAUACCUUCAUGAAUCUCGGCACCGCCAUGCCAUGAAGCGAGCUCGUGGAACAGGAGGGCGGUUCCUCAACACAAAACAACUCGAGGAGCAGAAGCAGAAGCAGGCUUCAGGUGGUGCAAGCUGUACAAAGGUCCUUGGCAAGAAUACACUCCUUCAGGAUAGCCCUGCCUUCGCACCUUCGGCAUCAGCUCCCGCCAACGUGUCAAGCUUUUCAACAAUCAGCAUGCUGGCUAAUCAGGAGCGCACCUGCUUCCCCUCGGUUGGCUUCCGUCCCACAGUUAGCUUCAGUGCACUGAAUGGCAACGGGAAGCUGGCAACGAACGGAAUGCACCAGCGGGCUUCCAUGAUGAGGUAAAGCAAAGCAUCCUCUGGUGCGCUGCCGGUGGCAAUUCAUCCUUGGCUUAUGAAGAUGUUCCGUAAAUGUGUUGCAAUAUCAGUUGGACCAAGACAUUGUUAUGAGUCCUUUUUGAGUUUCAUCUAGUUGAAAGCACUGGUGUGCUGACGGCACUAUGUGGAGACUGAAAUCUUCAUCAUAUUUCUUUUGUGUGUACUUAUUCAAAUAAGGCGCAUCCUGACUAUCCCAGAGAUCGGAGUUGGGCAACCAUAGGCCUAUCCUUCCUUACCUGUUGUGAAUGUAUCUGGUACUUAACUCAGAGAUGGUUGAGCCUCAAGCUUUGACGAAUGAUGUUGCAGUUUGGUAACUU